AUGUGGUCUAAAUUAUUAAUUGCAGCUAACGAAACUGUUGCGGAGUUGACCCUAGACCCAAGGUUAAAGCUUUGGGUACUGCUUCCCAUAUCUAUAGUAAUGAUACUGGUAGGAGUCAUCCAGCAAUAUACAAUGGUGUUACUUGGUCCCAAGGUAAAAAGUGCACCCAGGCCUACAAUUACGGAGAAUCAAUACAUAAGUAAGCCAAUUGCUGUUCUGAACAAUGGGGUUAACCUACAUGAGGCGUCUUUCAAAAUAAGACAGCAAUAUUUAGCACAGGUGUUAUCUGAAGGAAAGUACUUGGCUUUAAAGGGCAGAAAUGAUUCAGCGCAGAACAUUUUAACUGAUCCGAAUGUUUCAGAUGCAAUACUGAAUAUGGCAAAAGGCAAUUUAGCGAACUACGUUCCUCAAACACUAAUUAUGUGGUGGGUAAACUAUUUUUUUGCUGGAUUCGUUUUAAUGAAAUUGCCGUUUCCCCUAACUAUUAGGUUCAAAGAGAUGCUUCAGAGCGGCGUAAUGACUCCCGACCUAGAUGUACGUUGGGUGAGCAGCAUAUCGUGGUAUUUUAUCUCGAUGUUUGGUUUGAAGCCUGUCUAUAAUUUGUUGUUUGGAGAUUCUAAACUUGGCGACAUUGAAUUGCCAAUGCAGCAAUUUGUAGGAGGUAGCAUGCCUGGGGGUCCAACUCCAGAAGUUCUCAUGAAAGAUUAUGCUAACGAUUUAACCAUUGCACAGCAUGAAUCAAUAUUUGAAGGUAUAGAAGAAAGGAUUUUAAAUAUGUAUUCAUGA
Eremothecium cymbalariae DBVPG#7215 is the source of this 786-nucleotide messenger RNA. RefSeq names its product ER membrane complex subunit EMC3 (gene EMC3). The transcript has a single exon. Gene Ontology annotation, cellular component: membrane; EMC complex. NCBI's taxonomy places the organism in Eukaryota, Fungi, Ascomycota, Saccharomycetes, Saccharomycetales, Saccharomycetaceae. The coding region runs from base 1 to 786 and encodes 261 amino acids. Gene Ontology annotation, biological process: protein folding in endoplasmic reticulum. The record is from RefSeq and is a predicted model, not a curated record.